AUGGCCUUGAACGUGGAAAAAUGUGUAACUUUGACUUUCCACCGUUGCAGAGCUCCCAUAAUACGAGAGUACACCGUAUAUGACACCACUCUCAGAAGAACAGCUGAAGUUAAGGACCUUGGGGUCACAUUUACACAGUCUCUUGCUUGGGAUCGCCAUAUUGGUGUGGCUUGUUCUAGAGCCCUGCGCAAUCUGGGUCUUAUCCAUCGCCUUGCCAGAACCCUCUCCAACCCUCAUUCAUUAAGGAUUAUUUAUUGUACCCUUGUAAGACCCCACCUCGAAUACUAUGGAGUCAUAUGGUCACCUCACCAGGUCUACCUAAAGGACGCUCUGGAGGCGGUCCAGCGUCGUUUUCUCCGCCUCAUCUGGACCCGUCUUGGGUACCGGUACCAAGAAAUCCCACUGGAUUAUGUUGCCGCCCUCAUGAAGCUUCCUUCCCUCGAAAAUAGACGUAUCAUGAGUGAUAUCCUGUUUCUUUGGCGUCUAGUAACGGCUGACAUCGAUUGCCCUGACCUUCUUCAGAGAAUUUCUCUCAGAGUACCAACCUGCGGCACAAGAUCGCAAAACCUCUUCGUCACAACAUCUGCACGGACCAAUUACAUGAGGAACAGCUCUAUCAUUAGAGUACAAAGGCAUGGCAAUUCAGUUUCUGAAGAUCUGGACUUCUUCCACCCCUCAAGCAUUUCCAGCUUCCGCUGCCGUCUCCAGAGCCUCUUCAAUUAA
Molecule: messenger RNA, 723 nt
Organism: Homalodisca vitripennis (glassy-winged sharpshooter)
Lineage: Eukaryota; Metazoa; Arthropoda; Insecta; Hemiptera; Cicadellidae
Exons: 1
Coding region: 1-723 (240 amino acids)
Source: RefSeq, a predicted model, not a curated record